AUGAAUGUUGAUGAUCAUACAAAAGUGAUAGUGCUUCCAGAAAAGCACCAAAGUUUCACUAUACUAAGCCUACCAUUUGAAAGUAAUAGCAAGAAGGUGUUAUUGAGUGAUGAUCAAUUAUAUGAACUCAGACAGAUCGAUGGUAAUAAUCCUUACAUACAAGAUUCCAAAAAGCCAGUAAUUCCUAGACUGGGGAUGUCAGUCAAAUCAUAUAUAUUUGAGAACGAAAUCCAAGGUCAAGUUUUAUCGAAUCCAAACUUGAUUGCUAGUUCUAAGUAUAAUUUGAUCUAUUGGUUGAUUCAAAUAACGUACUCGAAUAGAUCUAAAUAUUCGAGUCGUUUUAUAACGUUUGAUGAUUUCAUUGAUAAAUUAAGCUCAGAAUAUGCGAUAGUAUCAAGCUUGACUAAGAUUAUAGAGGAAAAAAUGCCUGAGAUAUUCGAAGUUAUAAAUGAAGGAGGUGAAGUUUUUUACAAAUUAUCAAUUAAUAAGAUUUUUCAAAAAUUGAAUGAUAAGGUGAAUAAAUUAUUUGAAACAUUGAAAAAAAACCAAAGUUUUAGUAUCACAACCAAAAUCAAACAAGAUCUUUAUUCUGAUGUUAAUAAUACUGAGAUCCCAAUUAGUAUUUUAAAUUUAUCAAUUUUAAAAUAUUCAAUCGAUUUAAUAUUUGAAUCCUAUCUAAACAAGGAUAUUAAACAAGAUUUCAUUAAAGCCCAUAAGAUUAAUUUCAUCGAAUUGGAUAAUUACUGCAAAGAGUUAAAAGAAAAGAAAAAGUCUUUGGAAGUUAUUGAAUCUAAUAUGAAUUCUAUAGUUCAAACCACGACUAAGGCUAACAACAGUAGAAAUUCUGCUAAAACAGUUACUAAGAAAAAAACUACUAAGAAGGAAGUUAAAAAAGUAGCCGUUGGUAAGGGAGCACUUGAUGGGUUCUUCAAAAAAGCCUAA
Molecule: messenger RNA, 942 nt
Organism: Hyphopichia burtonii NRRL Y-1933
Lineage: Eukaryota; Fungi; Ascomycota; Pichiomycetes; Serinales; Debaryomycetaceae
Exons: 1
Coding region: 1-942 (313 amino acids)
Biological process (GO): RNA catabolic process; ribonucleotide metabolic process
Cellular component (GO): nucleoplasm; ribonuclease H2 complex
Source: RefSeq, a predicted model, not a curated record